Messenger RNA from Manis pentadactyla (Chinese pangolin), 10004 nucleotides. RefSeq names its product TRAF2 and NCK interacting kinase (gene TNIK). The record is from RefSeq and is a predicted model, not a curated record. Gene Ontology annotation, biological process: protein phosphorylation. NCBI's taxonomy places the organism in Eukaryota, Metazoa, Chordata, Mammalia, Pholidota, Manidae. The coding region runs from base 394 to 4476 and encodes 1360 amino acids. The transcript has 33 exons. Gene Ontology annotation, molecular function: ATP binding; protein kinase activity.
GCUCUCCACCCCCAUCCCCCCAGCAGAGUGGAGGAGUUGAUGUGUCUCAUUAUAACAGCCAAUGCAGCCGCCAUCCACGCACAAGCAAAGAAGCAUGUCCCAUUUAAAUACACCCACGCAGCCCCAGCGCCCUUAGCCGAUCCGGGCGCGCAGCCCACACGCACCUCGGCUCUGGGCUUGGAGAUCCGCUCAGGUUGGGCUCGCGGACCCCGCGGACCGACGCGCGGAGGAUCAGGAUCCGGUGCUGUGGGGCCGGGGUGGGCGGGGGAGGCUGGGCCCGGGGCCUCUGGCGCGACACCCGCAUGAGGACGCGAGUGAAGUAGACCAAGGUGGAAUUUCCCAGGGAGAAGCUUUGGGGUGAUUUUGGUCCAUUUCUCCGGCGAAGAAGUAGACAUGGCGAGCGACUCCCCGGCUCGCAGCCUGGAUGAAAUCGAUCUCUCGGCUCUGAGGGACCCUGCAGGGAUCUUUGAGUUGGUGGAACUUGUUGGAAAUGGAACAUAUGGACAAGUUUAUAAGGGUCGUCAUGUCAAAACGGGUCAGCUUGCAGCCAUUAAGGUUAUGGAUGUCACAGGGGAUGAAGAGGAAGAAAUCAAACAAGAAAUUAACAUGUUGAAGAAAUAUUCUCAUCACCGGAAUAUUGCUACAUACUAUGGUGCUUUUAUCAAAAAGAACCCACCAGGCAUGGAUGACCAACUUUGGUUGGUGAUGGAGUUUUGUGGCGCUGGCUCUGUCACUGAUCUGAUCAAGAACACGAAAGGUAACACAUUGAAGGAGGAGUGGAUUGCAUACAUCUGCAGGGAGAUCUUACGUGGGCUGAGUCACCUACACCAGCAUAAAGUGAUUCAUCGAGAUAUAAAAGGGCAAAAUGUCUUGCUGACUGAAAAUGCAGAAGUGAAGCUGGUGGACUUUGGCGUCAGUGCCCAGCUUGAUCGAACAGUGGGCAGGAGGAACACCUUCAUUGGGACUCCCUACUGGAUGGCACCAGAGGUUAUUGCUUGUGACGAAAACCCAGAUGCCACAUAUGAUUUCAAGAGUGACCUGUGGUCUUUGGGAAUCACCGCCAUUGAGAUGGCAGAAGGCGCUCCCCCUCUCUGUGACAUGCACCCCAUGAGAGCCCUCUUCCUCAUCCCCCGGAACCCUGCGCCUCGGCUGAAGUCUAAGAAGUGGUCAAAAAAAUUCCAGUCAUUUAUUGAGAGCUGCUUAGUAAAGAAUCACAGCCAGCGACCAGCAACAGAGCAGCUGAUGAAGCAUCCAUUUAUACGAGACCAGCCUAAUGAACGGCAGGUCCGCAUUCAACUCAAGGACCAUAUCGACAGAACAAAGAAGAAGCGAGGAGAGAAAGAUGAGACGGAGUAUGAGUACAGCGGCAGUGAGGAAGAAGAGGAGGAGAAUGACUCAGGGGAGCCCAGCUCCAUCCUGAACCUGCCAGGGGAGUCAACGCUGCGGCGAGACUUCCUGAGACUGCAGCUGGCCAACAAGGAGCGUUCGGAGGCCCUGCGACGCCAGCAGCUGGAGCAGCAGCAGCGGGAGAACGAGGAGCACAAGCGGCAGCUGCUGGCCGAGCGCCAGAAGCGCAUUGAGGAGCAGAAGGAGCAGCGACGGCGGCUGGAGGAGCAACAAAGGCGAGAGAAGGAGAUGCGCAAGCAGCAGGAGAGAGAGCAGCGCCGCCACUAUGAGGAGCAGAUGCGCCGGGAGGAGGAGAGGAGGCGCGCCGAGCACGAGCAGGAGUACAUCAGGCGACAGUUAGAGGAGGAGCAGAGACAGUUAGAGAUCUUGCAGCAGCAGCUACUGCAUGAACAAGCUCUACUUCUGGAGUAUAAGCGCAAACAAUUGGAAGAACAGAGACAAGCAGAAAGGCUACAGAGGCAGCUAAAGCAGGAGAGAGACUACUUGGUUUCCCUUCAGCAUCAGCGGCAGGAGCAGAGGCCAGUGGAGAAGAAGCCACUGUAUCAUUACAAAGAAGGGAUGAGUCCUGGUGAGAAACCAGCAUGGGCCAAGGAGGUAGAAGAACGGUCUAGGCUCAACCGGCAGAGUUCGCCUGCCAUGCCUCACAAGGUUGCCAACAGGAUAUCUGACCCCAAUCUGCCUCCAAGGUCGGAGUCCUUCAGUAUCAGUGGGGUUCAGCCUGCUCGGACACCCCCGAUGCUCAGACCAGUUGAUACCCAGAUCCCACAUCUGGUAGCUGUAAAAUCCCAGGGACCUGCUUUGACCGCCUCCCAGUCAGUGCACGAGCAGCCCACGAAGGGCCUGUCUGGGUUUCAGGAGGCUCUGAACGUGACCUCUCACCGCGUGGAGAUGCCACGCCAGAACUCAGAUCCCACCUCUGAAAACCCUCCUCUCCCCACUCGAAUUGAGAAGUUUGACCGAAGCUCUUGGUUACGACAGGAAGAAGACAUUCCACCAAAGGUGCCUCAAAGAACAACUUCUAUAUCCCCGGCGUUAGCCAGAAAGAAUUCCCCUGGAAAUGGUAGUGCCCUGGGACCCAGACUAGGAUCGCAGCCCAUCAGAGCAAGCAACCCUGACCUCCGGAGGACAGAGCCCAUCUUGGAGAGCCCCUUGCAGAGGACCAGCAGUGGCAGUUCCUCCAGCUCCAGCACCCCUAGCUCCCAGCCCAGCUCCCAGGGAGGCUCUCAGCCUGGAUCGCAAGCAGGGUCCAGUGAGCGGACCCGAGUUCGAGCCAACAGUAAGUCGGAAGGAUCACCUGUGCCCCCCCACGAGCCUUCCAAGGUGAAGCCAGAAGAAUCCAGGGACAUUACCCGACCUAGUCGACCCGCUAGCUAUAAGAAAGCUAUAGAUGAGGACCUGACGGCAUUAGCCAAAGAAUUAAGAGAACUCCGGAUUGAAGAGACCAACCGCCCGCUGAAGAAGGUGACUGACUACUCCUCCUCCAGUGAGGAAUCAGAAAGCAGCGACGAAGAGGAGGAAGAUGGAGAGAGUGAGACUCACGACGGGACGGUGGCUGUCAGCGACAUACCCAGACUGAUACCCACAGGAGCCCCGGGGAGCACAGAGCAGUACAGUGUAGGAAUGGUCGGCACACGCGGGCUGGAGCCCACUCACGUGGACACUUUCAGCAGCAGUAUUUCAAGAGAAGGAACCUUGAUGAUAAGAGAGACAUCUGGAGAGAAGAAGCGAUCUGGCCACAGUGACAGCAAUGGCUUUGCCGGCCACAUCAAUCUCCCGGACCUGGUACAGCAGAGCCACUCCCCAGCUGGGACCCCAACCGAGGGCCUAGGGCGCGUCUCCACCCAUCCCCAGGAGGUGGACUCCGGGACUGAAUAUGGCAUGGGGAGCAGCACUAAAGCCUCCUUCACCCCCUUUGUGGACCCCAGAGUAUACCAGACAUCUCCCACUGAUGAAGAUGAAGAGGAUGAAGAAUCGUCAGCUGCGGCUCUAUUCACUAGCGAACUUCUUAGGCAAGAACAGGCCAAACUCAAUGAAGCAAGAAAGAUUUCAGUGGUAAAUGUAAACCCAACCAACAUUCGGCCUCAUAGUGACACACCAGAAAUCAGAAAAUACAAGAAACGAUUCAACUCAGAAAUACUUUGUGCGGCUCUGUGGGGUGUGAACCUCCUGGUGGGAACUGAAAAUGGCCUGAUGCUCUUGGACCGAAGUGGGCAAGGCAAAGUCUAUAAUCUGAUCAACCGGAGGCGAUUUCAGCAGAUGGACGUGCUAGAAGGUCUGAAUGUCCUUGUGACAAUAUCAGGAAAGAAGAAUAAGCUACGAGUUUACUAUCUCUCAUGGUUAAGAAACAGAAUAUUACACAAUGACCCCGAAGUAGAAAAGAAACAAGGCUGGAUCACUGUUGGGGACCUGGAAGGCUGUAUACAUUACAAAGUUGUUAAAUAUGAAAGGAUCAAAUUCUUAGUGAUUGCCUUAAAGAAUGCUGUGGAGAUAUAUGCUUGGGCUCCUAAGCCAUAUCAUAAGUUCAUGGCAUUUAAGUCUUUUGCAGAUCUCCAGCACAAGCCACUGCUUGUUGAUCUCACAGUAGAAGAAGGUCAAAGAUUAAAGGUUAUUUUUGGUUCACACACUGGUUUCCAUGUAAUUGAUGUUGAUUCAGGAAACUCUUAUGAUAUCUACAUACCAUCUCAUAUUCAGGGCAAUAUCACUCCUCAUGCCAUUGUCAUCUUGCCUAAGACAGAUGGAAUGGAAAUGCUUGUUUGCUAUGAGGAUGAGGGGGUGUAUGUAAACACCUACGGCCGGAUAACUAAGGAUGUGGUGCUCCAAUGGGGAGAAAUGCCCACGUCUGUGGCCUACAUUCAUUCCAAUCAGAUAAUGGGCUGGGGCGAGAAAGCUAUUGAGAUCCGGUCAGUGGAAACAGGACAUUUGGAUGGAGUAUUUAUGCAUAAGCGAGCUCAAAGGUUAAAGUUUCUAUGUGAAAGAAAUGAUAAGGUAUUUUUUGCAUCCGUGCGAUCUGGAGGAAGUAGCCAAGUGUUUUUCAUGACCCUCAACAGAAAUUCCAUGAUGAACUGGUAACAGAAGAGCACUUGGCACUUAUCUUCAUGGCGUUAUUUCUAAUUAAAAAGAACGUAACUCAUGUGGACUUAUGCCAGGCUAGAGGCAGAAUCAGAAGGCUUGGUUGAACAUACUGCUUUCCCCUUUUCCUCUCCCUCCACCCGUCCCAAUACAGUCCGCAGUCCAUCUUUCAAUGUUGCAGCUUGGUUGAGGAGAGAAAAAGGUGGCAGGAGUUUCCAGGAGAUCCCCGAGAAUGCUGCGUUGUCUGUGGAUAAAGAUGGACCGUGUGCCCUUCGGAGUUAGGGAUAGAAACAAAUACUGUGUGCUCUUAGGAUGAUCAGCUGUGUUAUGGUGGAUUUGGAGUUUUGUUUCAUUCUGUUCUUUCACCUUUUUUCUUUACCCCCUUACUUUGUAAGAAUGGAGAGAGAAUGCAUACUGAAAAGAUGAGUCUUUUAAAUUGUCUGCCUGCUAUCAUUAAGUAUACGGUAUGUUGUGAAAUUUCCAAUUUCAAAUGGUGAGAGACAGCACAAUAAAUGUAGCUUAUCUCCUUAACCUGAAGGCCAUAACUGCGUAGUGGGCUAAUUUAGAACUCUUUUGCCUUCACCAACCCAAAAGGUUGUUUUUUGAUAGCAACUGGCUAAUGAUUUUUAAAAGAGAAGAAAAAUACUAAUUUUCCCCUCUCUGGGGAAAUAAAUUUAAAUGGCUAAACUACUAGCCUUAGACUAAUAAAAUCAACUACCAUUUUUGUGGGUCUGACAGGCCCUACUUUUAUAUGGCCCUGUCCAGAAUGGAGUGUGUCGAAUGGGGUAGUAGUGCCAUUGAGCUGAGUUGGCUCUAGUUAUUGAGGGACUCGAUAACAACAACUUCCCCUCAGCUAUUAUGCAAUGGACCAGGGCACAAGAUGGGAUGACAGAUGGCAUCAGACAGAAGGAGCUCCUGGGAAACAAGCUAAAAAACAUUUAUGUAUACACACAAUCUUUUUUUAAUGCACAACACCCCUUGGCUAAAUGGUCCCUCACUUAGAGCUUCACUGGGAGUGAGAGUUUGUCAAGGCCCUCCUGGGAACCGGGGAGUGAAUGACAUCCGGGCUCUGGCUGUUCCCAGAUUUCCUCUGCAGAUGCCCCUUUCUCAAGAUCAAAACUGUGACUGAAAACCUAAUAAAUGUUUCUGAGCAAGCCUGGUGUUCUCUCUGGCUUGGUGAGAGAAGGGACUAGACUACUAAGCUGGCCUGAGACACGGUGGGCAUCACUGGUUCAGAUUUUAUAGAACUUGAAAGCAAGGCUUUCACCAAAAUGCUUAGACCCUAAUCAUUUUACCUUCCUCCAAAUUACCCAACAUACGGUAAACAACGUUUGUGCAGAGAUAUGUAUGUAUUUAGUUCAGGUUGACUUGUGUCCUUAUAAACUCUUACUCAGAUGAUUUGAACUUUCUCGUGACUGUCUGGAAUUUCUUUUCCAAAGCUACAAGCAUGGCCGCCUGUGGUAUCGAGGUGUUGCAAAACGGUAUCUGUGUUGCGCUUCCUGUUUUAACCUACCUCGUUUUGUUUGUUUUGUUUCACUGUUCAUCACAGCAGUGUUAUCUCCAGGAGACAUAUAGAGAGCUCAACUGGCAAUCUCAGGUGUAGUUCACAUUUUUUGAAAGAAACAGUAGUUGACCAAAUUGUUCACCUUGAAAAAUUGGGGGGGAAGGGGAAUCCAACAACAAAAAUGGAUGUGGCUUGUUUCUGGAGAAAACAAUUACUGUAAACAGAUCCAAAAAAAAAAAUCUGUGCUCUUACUGAUUUUGCCUAAAUACAUGAGCAGCUGGUGUACUAUUAAUGAGAACGAAAUACACAUUAGGAAAAUGGAGCCAUUUCAGUCUGGUGGUUCAGGCAAGGGGGAGAAGAAAAGGGGAAUUACUCUGGUUUCUGAAAUAGAUAAUUAUGCCCCUUCUGUAGAGGUGGUUGGUCGGUGUUUGCAUUUACAUUAAGCAGGUAGCGCACAGGAAUGGAAGUGAGGGCUGCCUGCCGCAGAUGUCCUCAUCAUGGCCCCGUUAGUUCUCAAAAGCAAUGAAAGCCUCCGUUCUCAUUUUUACUGCUGUGGUUCUGCUGCUGAACAAUACUACCUUCACAAAUUCCAUGCAACAAAUUCAGCAAUAACUUUUUGGAUUGAAUUUAGCAACUACUGUAAUUGGAUGCUGACGUGGACAAAAUACAUUGAUUUGGCUCUCAGCCCCAAAUGUGAUUGCCACCAGCUCUUUAUAUUGCUGCUGUGGUAUUUUAAACCAGAAGCUUCUUUAAAUUAUGUUGCAAACUGCUCUUUGUUUUCAUGUUAUGUUGUGUUUUUAUUUCUAAGUGAUGAGUUCAAAACACACAGCUUUAAAUUUUUUUAUUGUGGGAUUUUGGGUACAGUUAAGAAAUAAAAGGGAAUCAUUGUGUUUAAAUAUAAGGUAGUUUGUGAAUGUAUUUUUUAAAAUCUAGACUCAUUGAAACAACUCAUAAAAGAACAAUACUAAUGCAGCCUUGUUUACAGUAUGUACAGUGACAUAACAUACAACAUGAGCUUUUUCUGGUGCCAACAACAAUAAAACACAGACGUUAAACAUUAAGCCAUGCCUUUUAUAUUUUUGUACAAAUAUUUCACACUGAGUACAAGGCAAAACCAAAUUUAAAAGGGCCCCCAACAAAUCCGUGCUCCUUAAAAGAUACCUAAAGAAUUCCUUGAAGCUUUUAUCUUCAAAAAUACAUUUUCCUCCCUCAGGACAGGCCCUGGCCUCAACACAAAUCUGAGUCAUGCAGAAUAUUUCAGAAUGACGUUCUGGUGGCUUAUAACAAUUCCCGACUUCUCAGUUUGCUUGAAUUCUUUUUCCUUUUUUUCUUUGGCAAGGGAGGGUUGUUGCUGUUCAUCCAUCUUAAUAACAUCUUAAUAAAAAUGUCUUUAGUUUUAAAACUUUACUAGUUAGUUGUAGUUUUUAGUUUUAGUUCUUCCUGUAGGGGAUUUUGUCUCUAGAAUUGGUACAUUUUGUUUUUAUUUUUGACAAAGAGAAACUGAGCCCUCUCCCCAAAGUUUCACCAGAUCUUCUCAGUCCUUGCUGCUCUAAACUGACAAUCAUGCAGUAAAAGGCACUGAGCCUGCUCAUGCCAUAGCCUUGGCCCAGGGUCUGAUAGGUGACCAUCAUUCCUGAGUGCCAGUUGGGAACAUUUUAGCGUGGAUACCUGCAGUCAGCUGAUGAUAGAAAUGGAUGACCUGCAAGAUCCCUGCAAAUGAUGAGUCCUCCCAGUGCCAGUUAUAUUCAGACCAUUGUCAUUCCACACAAUAUAAAUGAAGACAGCUUGCACUAAGUUCCACAUAAAGUCUGAUGGCUCUGUUUAGAUAGAUCUCAUUAUUUUUCUUGAAGACUUAAAACUAUGCUUCAAGAAGACCUAGAGCUGUUUUGACAGUUUAGAGUAAGGUACAGAUGAAAUCCCACAAGGCCACUUGGACAGGGACUCCAUUUUUCUAACACACAAACAUUCCUUCUAAGACACACUCCUUACAUGCUUUGCAUCAAGUACACAUUUUUUAAAAACCAUCUUAAUUCCUAACUGUCAAGACCUACUAACAGUUUUCUGUUUUCUCUUGUGACUCAUUGGUAGUUGGUGUCUCUGGUCCCCCGUGUGCACUAGAUUAGAAAGAGAUGUGAAAUGCAAACCAGAGCCAUUUUGGUUUUGUCCACUACCAGACAAGGAAGUCUGAAGUCUGAUGUCCCAUUCUGUGAAGUUUUUAAAAAAAAGUGUUUUCCCUACUAUUAUGUGUACCAGUUCCCAUCACUGUAUUCUCGAAAUGUGGAAGGCUCUCUGUGUGAAUAGUGUGUGCUGUCGUUGAAAGUCUGCUUAAACAGGCAUCACUUGCUUUUGUGCUAAUUGCUUUAUGACAUAAGAUAUGCUACAUUAGUUUUACAAAAGAAAAUCAAAACUUUUUUUUAACUUAGUGGAGGAAAAUAGGAGAAUAUAUCCACAACACACUGAUGGUAGUUGUGAAUCACCCUACCAUGCUUCUGAUACUCCAAAACCCCUUCUGAUACUUUGUUCUGACCAUCCCAACAAUUACUAUGAAUUGUUAUUUACCUUUUAUUUCAUUCCUCAAAAAUUUAAAUCUAACCAAAUUAAAGCAAAACAACAACCCAAAACUGGCCUCCCCCGAGACUACUACUAAAAUCCAAAAUAAAAUCCAAGCAUCUAAAUUUGAUUUCACUUACCUGCUCAUAUUUUUCAUAAAUGCCACUACCUUUUGGCCCCAUUCAGUAUAGCAAUACCAGGAGCCCUAAAGUGUGCUGUCUUUUUAUGGGUCUCAAAAAUGAGCAUAAAUUGACCUCUUUUCAGAAGCCCCAGCAAAGAAGAAAGCCUCUUGAGGAUUUGCAAGUUCAAACUGACCAUUCGUACAUUACCAAACACUUUCUAGUGUUUGAUUUCCAUGUUGUAUUGUUGUUCUGGGAAUCUCCACAGACAACUAGAAUAUUAAAAUUUUUUCAUAGCACGAAACAAUAUGAGACAAUAACUCUGCUUUGAACUUUAUUCUUUUAGGCCUAAUAUUAUAGGAAGUGCCAGAAUGCUCCAAAAGUAAAAUCCCCAUAAAAACAUUUUUAAACAAAAAUCCCUGGAUAAGUUUUGAAGCAUUUUAAUUCCAGAUCAAAGUCUUGGACUGUGUCCAUGAUGUCAAACAUUUGGAUGAAGACUAGAAAAUACAGUAUAAUAUAGAAAUGUUCUAAAGUUCCCAGAUUUUUGGCCUUGUAUAGACAUCUUUGAACUAACUCUGCUCCUUGCGAGAUAGGAUUUGGUUUUGAUGGUUUGUUUUUAUCAGUACCAAGUUGCAUUGCACUAUUGAGGCUGGGCAAACGCUGGUGGAAAGGUGAGUUUUCUCUUCCAGCAAUGGAUCAUUAUUUGUGUAUAGUAAAUAUCCAUGCCCCAGUUGCCCCUUCCUCUCAUCUCUUCCCAUGUGACUAGUGUUAAGAAAUAGUAAUACUGUACUGUGGUUUACUUAAAAACCUCAGCCAUUAUUACCCUGCAUCAGAAUUUCAGAUGUCAGGUGACAACAAGAAAUAAAUCUGUAGCAGGAAAAAAAGACGACAGCUUGGAUGAAUUUUAAAACUGGAUGUUGUGAAACUAUUUUUGUGCAUUUUAGCUGUCUUAUUUACAAUGUUAACGUAACUGUAGAGAUGCCAAAUUUACUAUACUGGAAGGGAAAACUAUCGUUUUUCUCUGCCUACAUAUGUUUACAUUGUUUAAGUCUCCAGUUUUUUUAAGUGUUUUAAAUUGUCAAAAAUCUACUGAAACGGGGUAAGUCUCACGUGUGUCAAGAGAUAAAAGGAGAAAAUGUUCUUGGAAUAUUUUCUUGUCUGAACCUUUUGGUUACUUUCAUGUAUCUUUUUCCCUGCACACAAAAAGCCUUCAGUUGUCUACAGUUGUUCCAAGCAGUAGUUAGAAUGAUUUUAGGUUCUAAGCCAGGAUUUUCCCCCACAGUAACUGCCAUGCCUUGGAAUAUAUGAUGUCAUGUUAUCUUUGUUAAAAUGUGAGUAAUAAAACUUUAAUAGUA